AUGUCUGGCCCUUUGACCUUUGUUGAUAUGCAGGCCAUCAGACUCGCUUUUACAGGUGAGAGGAUCUUUAAGAUGUUCCUGGUGCUGUCCACGCAGUCCCUCUUCAUUUACAUUAAUACUGUGAUGCUGUUCACGCUGCGCACCAAGACCAUCUUCCGUGAGACACCACGCUACAUCCUCUUUACCCACAUGCUCCUGAAUGACACCAUUCACCUCGUGAUCGCCCUGUUGCUCUACAUGCUCAAUAUCUUUUACCUUGUGGUGGUGCGUGCCGCUUGCGCCUUCAUCGUGCUGGUGUCUACAUCAACAUUUGUGAAUGCGCCACUCAACCUGGCUGUCAUGUCCCUGGAGAGGUACACGGCCAUCUGCUUCCCUUUGCGGCACAGCGAGUUGGCUACGCCGGCGCGAGUGAAUGUGGCUGUGGCUCUGGUGUGGGUUUUGGGCAUCAGUGAUGUGCUAACUGAUGUGUGUGCUCUCUUCCUCCUCGCAGAGCCAUCCUUCUACUUGUCUCCUACAGUGUGUACCAUUGCACAGCUCAUGGUGGCACCCUGGCAGCAGGGCAGGAGUGUCACAUUCAAAGUGCUGCUCUUUGUCAUGGUGGCCAUUGUGUUACUCUACACGUAUGUGGCCAUCCUGCGGCAGGCGCGUGCCGCCUCCUCUGACACCUCUUCUGCCCGCAAGGCCUCGCGCACUGUGGUACUGCACGCGUUGCAGCUCGGCCUCUCGCUCAUGUCCUUCCUCUAUGAGUAUAUAGAGUCCCUGCUAGGAAGCCUGCCUCUUGCCGUAUACACACAGCUACACUUCCUCAACUUCUUCAUAGUGCUGGUCCUUCCACGCUGCCUCAGCUCACUCAUCUAUGGCCUCAGGGAUGAGACCUUCAGGCCACUGUUCAAGCAGAACUUCCUGUACUGUGGUACAAACAAAGUUGUGCCUUUAGAGGCUUUUACAAAACACUAAUGGUGAGACAAGAACAAUGUGAUCAAUGUUUCUGUGAUCUGUAUGUGAAUAAAUGUGUACAUGUGUUUCUGUAGAUACAUACACAAAGGAUGUGGCAUAAGUCUCAAAAAGCUAUUUGUAUGUCGUUUAUCAGGAUCAAAAGUGUUAUGGGUUGUUUGUGAUCCUGAUA
Pangasianodon hypophthalmus (striped catfish) is the source of this 1126-nucleotide messenger RNA. Its product is annotated as odorant receptor 131-2-like. The transcript has a single exon. Gene Ontology annotation, cellular component: membrane. Gene Ontology annotation, molecular function: G protein-coupled receptor activity. Gene Ontology annotation, biological process: G protein-coupled receptor signaling pathway. NCBI's taxonomy places the organism in Eukaryota, Metazoa, Chordata, Actinopteri, Siluriformes, Pangasiidae. Bases 1 to 957 code for a protein of 318 amino acids. The record is from RefSeq and is a predicted model, not a curated record.